Molecule: messenger RNA, 4375 nt
Organism: Procambarus clarkii (red swamp crayfish)
Lineage: Eukaryota; Metazoa; Arthropoda; Malacostraca; Decapoda; Cambaridae
Product: protein sax-3
Biological process (GO): cell-cell adhesion
Molecular function (GO): protein binding
Source: RefSeq, a predicted model, not a curated record
UCAGUGCGAGACGCAACUCGGUCGAGGAUGGAUGUAGCUCCCUAGUGUUCUCUUAUCUGUCGUUCAUUUCACGCUCUGACGAAAGUAUCCACGGGAGUGAUGCCUCGCUGAGUGUAUCAGACACCAAGUGAAUAGUGGUACUGUGUGGAUGUCUCUCAUUGUCGUUUCAUUAUGAUCGAACGUGUCUUUUGUGGAAGUACUUUGAGAAGUGAUGUUAAAUGUGUCCAGGAUUUAGUGGAUACAUAACAAUGGCUGUAGCCAUAGUGGUGUGUCUUCUAGUGCUGGUUACUGCCCACGAAGAAGGACCACCGGUGAUCAAGGAGCACCCCAGCAAUAUGGUGGCACGCCGCAACGACCCCGCCACCCUCAACUGUGCCGCCUCUGGUGCCGCCCGCGUCAGGUGGUUCCGUGACGGAGAAGAGGUGGUCACCUCCACACAAGACCCUCGCUCCCACCGUGUCCUCCUGCCCUCUGGUUCCCUCUUCUUCCUCCGUGUCACUGCCACCAGGAAGGACAGUGACACAGGCACCUACUGGUGCGUGGCGUCCAAUAGCUACGGCACUACACGCUCCCACAAUGCCACACUGACCGUGGCCACCCUUGCGUAUGACUUCCAGAGCCAGGCAGAGCCCACGGUGAAGGCCAGGGUAGGUGACUCUGUCAGCCUUCCAUGUCGACCCCCCAAAGCCACUCCUCCGCCUGAGCUGACCUGGCUGAGGGACGGCCGGCAGGUGACCAACUCCAGUCGUGUCAGCGUCACUGAGGCUGGAGACCUGGUCAUCAGCCAGGCCGUCCAGGAAGACUCUGCAGCCUACGUGUGUCGAGCCCGUAAUGCUGCUGGGACCAGGGAGUCUUCUCCAACUCAACUUAUUAUUAUGACCCCUCCUUGGUUUGAAGAGAAGCCAACAAAUGUGACAGCGCCGUCGAGAGUCACGGUUGAGCUAGCGUGUCGAGCACAAGCAUCACCCACUCCCACAGUAACGUGGCGUCGGCUAGAUGGCAAGAUGCCGCUGGGUCGAGCCAGGAUAGAGGACCAACGGUUGGUGUUAGAACAGGUGGAGACUGUAGACUCCGGUGUGUACGCAUGCGAGGUGGAGAAUGAGGCAGGAAUUGCUUCUGCCCAAGCAACACUCACUAUAGUGGACGCUCCUGAGUUGACGCAACGACCACAAGAUCUUCAGGUAAUGGCUGGUGAGAGAGCUCAGUUCUCGUGCCGCGUAGAGGGCGGGCCACAGCCACUGGUGCUCUGGCGCCUUCCAACGCUUGAUAGAACGGCACUCUUAACGUCAGGACUGAGCAGGGGUCAGGCCUCAGUGUCUGAUGACGGGCACACCCUAACGAUUGAACAAGCAAAUACCCAGGACAGUGGCUCUUACCACUGCUGGGGUGUGAGCAGUGGUGGAGGUGUCAGUGGACAAGCAGAACUGGUGGUGGUACCAUCUCACCCACCACCUGUAAUAGGCGUGGGACCCCAAGACCUAACUGUUGUGCCUGGUACAGUGGCAUCCUUCCCCUGUGAGGUAGUGAGCGAAGCAGCUGAGGCCACCGUGUCAUGGUGGUACAGACCAGCCGUCCACCUGCCAUCCCGUCAACUCUCUCAAGACUCUGCUGAUCCUCGGAUCUCUCUCCCAGACAAUGGGGCCCUCAUCAUCAAGCACGUGAACCUAGACGACGCAGGAAUUUACACUUGCCGUGCCACGGCAGAUACUGGCACGGUGGAACAAGCAGCUAUACUGCGAGUAGACCAAAAUGCCAAUGCUAUUGAACCAUUGUUGUUGCCAGCUCCUCCCACUAAGCCUCGCCUCAUGGCCAUGAAUCAGACAGCAGUUCAGCUAAGUUGGCUUCCUAACUCUCAAGUGAGUGCAGCGUCGGAUCAGUGGUACACGGUGGAGUACUGGAGGCAGGGCUGGGAUGAAUGGCGUGUGGCUGACGCCCUCAUAUUGCAGGAGUCAUGUGUUGUUAGUCACCUUUCUCCAGGACACACUUAUACUUUCCUUGUCCGAGCCGUCAGUAGCAAAGGAGAGUCGUUUCCAAGUCCCUGGUCAGACGCUGUCACCACCCGUCCACCUCGUGACCCGAGUCUAACUUUGGACCAGGUCCGCCAGGUCAGCCGUCGCCUGUCACGCCCAAUCAUCACCCUCACCGUCGCUGCUAUCACUGCCCCCGACAGUGUCCUGCUCACCUGGGACUUUCUGACCCCUACAGAAGAGUCUGUGGAGGGUGUGUUGGUAUACUCGCUCGCCCAGGUGGGCACCGUGCAGGUGGCUACCGUCCUGGGUGCGUCCUCUUCCUCCCACCUGGUGCACGACCUGCGUCCCAACACCCCCUACACCUUCUUCAUCGUCCCCUUCUGGCGCAGUGUUGAGGGCACACCCUCCAACUCUCACUCACUCACUACACCUGAGGAUGUGCCUGCAGUUGCCCCUGGGGAGGUGCGUGUGACGGUGCAUGAGGAAGGCUCUGUACUCAUCAGGUGGGCGAGUGUGAGUGCUGAGGAAGCCCGCGGGGACCUGGUGGGUUACCAGGUAACAAUAAGCCACAAUGGUAGCCAGACCACAGAGACGGUGGCAAGCCCCUGGCUGGAGGCCCGCAGCCUCUUGCCUGGCCGCCUCUACACUGUGCGCGUGGCAGCCGUCACGAGCGCGGGUCCUGGACCCUUCAGUGACCCUGUCCUGCUCGAUGCUGGGCCCAGUGAUGCCCACAGCAUUCAGAGGGUCAAUAUGGCUGGAGACAAUAGUGAUUCCAUUAUGUAUGCUUCACCCCAGCCAGCGUGGCUGAUGUAUCUGCUAAUACCACUGGUACUGCUGGUGUUUGUGGUCACCUUGUUGUACGUGAGGCGCCUGCGUAAGAAAGGUCCGUCCUCUAACCCCCCACAUGCGCCCGCUCUCUACCAGGACCCGUCUAUCUAUCCAGACCAAAACUCUGUCAAUAUGUAUGGCGAGAAUAAGUUGUGGCGUCCCUCAGAGAGCGACAAGGACUCAAGUUUAUCAUCGACACGGCUCCUGCACCCACAUCAACUGGUGAAUGAAUAUGCGGAGCCACGGGUUCAGGGGCUGAGUGAGGCGACGGAACCUUAUGCCACAACGGCGUUACUGGCUCCCCCGUCACCUCAUCUGAACAACGGCAUUCCCUGGCAACACCACAGCGAUGACUCGGGAGUGCAGGUCAACUGGGCCGCAUUCCUUCCCCCUCCACCUGCGUGUCCCCCACCACUUGACCUGGGGGACACGGCAAGCGGAAGUGACCUCCAGGGGGCCAGGAAAGCCUCGUCUCUUGCUUCUCAGUACGAUAACAUGGGCAGAUCGGAGCAGUACGAGCAUCCGUGUGACGCUGCCUCGGAGCACACUUAUGAUGUGUACACACAGGUGACCCCUGCAGACUGCCGAGAAGGGUUCUUAACCUUCAAUACUCUACAGGGCCACAGCUGUCAAAAGGUCCGUGCCGACUGUCACCCUCUGCCACCUUCCGACCAGCCACGUAGCAACACACACUAGAUUCAGUGUCUGCUGCAUUUUCGGACCGCAAGUAGUAAUAUACACAUUACGUCCCAUGUCUGCUGUGCCUGCAGAUACGAGUUGCAAUUAAAUCUGCAGGCCUGCCACACACGGCAAUGCACAAACGUUUUGGCUGUGCCAGUCUGAGGUUUGUAACACACAGCAGUGCCUGUGUUACCUGAGCACACAUGGACCCACUGUUUAAUAACUCACUUUACUCGAACUAAAACACUUGUGUCAAUAGAGCCAUUGCUCGGGAACCCACGAACCUGUAAGGGCAAGCAAGGUUUGAGUGCCAGUCCACACCCCGUGUCUUGUGAAAGUGAACUAGUGGUGGAAUUCAGUAUUGGCCCACUACAAAUGUCCAGCAGAACCCUUCAGAUGUUUUCUAGUGUGUUUAGAACACUGCAAAGUUUAUAUAUGUAAUUGUCCCGACUUUCCACUUGUGUCUGGAGGGAGAAUAAUUCCAUAUGCAAGAUUGGUGAAAGCAACAACUAGAAUGACAGCCACAAAUAAAUCACAAAGUGGGCAGAAACACUGUUAAUUCUUAAUCAAUGUUGGUAUAGGUAGACGUCACCUCUCAUGACUAACACUUUAUGCUAUGACACCGCACCUCUUCCUAGUAGGCCUAUCUUAAUCUAGUGAUACUUCCUGCAUUGUCACUCCCACCUCACCCUAGAGCUAUCACCCAACCUUGGUGACACUGCUUCUUCCCCUUAGUCAUACACUCGCUUUCCCUAGUGAUACACCCUCCUCACACCCUAGUGAUACACCCCCUCACGCCUAGUGAUACACCCCCCUCACACCCUAGUGAUACACUCCCUCACACCCUAGUGAUACACCCCCUCACACCCUAGUGAUACACCCCCCUCACACCCUAG